AAAAUAAUAAUCGGUUCGCGAAACGCGGAAAACAACGAGCGAGCGAUACGGGAGCUGAUGGGCCGCAACCCGUCGGCCAACAUAACGGCUCUCCGACUGGACUUAUCGUCGCUUCAGUCCGUCCGCGAGUUCGCCAAAGAGAUCGCCGGCACUGAAUCCAGAGUCGAUGUACUCAUUAACAAUGCCGGCGGUCUCUACCGGUUUACGGGGUCACCGGUAGAGACUGUCGACGGUUACGAACAGCAAUUGGUGACCAACUAUUUGGGCCACUAUCUACUAUCGCUGCAUUUACUACCACUGAUGCGCCGGUCGCCCAACGCCCGCAUCAUUAACGUGUCCACCAAUGGUCACGUGUUCGCUGAUGUAAACGUGGAAAAUAUUAAUCUACGUAACGGCGCCUACGGAGCCAUGAAAGCACAUUUGCAAACAAAACUGGCCCAGGUACUAUUUACCAGAGAAAUGGCCCGUCGACUCGGUCCCGAUAGUACUGUAAAGACGUAUGCGAUUAACCCGGGUAUUGUCAACUCCAGACCGAGUAGCAAUAUUGUUGAACGCUUUUUCAAAGCCUUACUAACACUGCCCAUCGAUAUGGGCCCCCAGACCUACCUCUACUGUGCCCUCGAUGAGUCGUUGGAUAAUGAGUCUGGCUUCUUUUACGAUAACUGCCGGCGCGUCCAACGUAUGCACAGUAAGGCUGUGGACGACAAGACUGGACAUGAUUUGUGGCAAUUGAGCGCCGAUAUGGUUAAACUCGAGGCCAAUACGUCAUUUAAAUGA
Messenger RNA from Medioppia subpectinata, 777 nucleotides. The record is from the annotation of a GenBank genome assembly. Lineage: Eukaryota; Metazoa; Arthropoda; Arachnida; Sarcoptiformes; Oppiidae.